AUGCCAAGUUUGUUCAAACAGGGAGACAUAAUGAUGGGGGGUAUUUUCCCGGUUUUCAACAAAGAGAUAAGCAGCACUUCUACGUUCAAGAGCGAGCCGCCUGGAGUGAAGUGUGCAGGAUUUGACCUGCGAGCUUUUCGAUGGACCCAAGUGAUGAUAUUUGCAAUUGAAGAAAUCAACAAAGAUCCUGCUCUCCUGCCAAACAUAUCUCUUGGCUAUAGGAUCCUUAACUCCUGUGCAUCUCCUACAAAUACUUUACGUGCUGCACUAGCACUGGCUAGUGGACCAGAGGAGAUAGAACUGAAUUCCCCUUGUCCUCCAGCUAUAUCUGCCCUCAUAGCAGAGUCGGGAUCAUCUCAGUCUUUAGCUGUCGCUGGAACUCUUGGACCAUUUCAAGUACCGAUAGUAAGUUACUUCUCAACAUGUGCCUGCCUGAGUGAUAAAGCUAAAUAUCCUACAUUUUUACGAACAAUCCCCAGCGACUACUUCCAGGCAAAAGCUUUGGCAGCACUGGUCAAACGUUUUGGCUGGCAGUGGAUUGGGGCCAUACAGUCAGACAAUGACUACGGGCGAAAUGGGAUCCUGGCUUUUACUGAGGAGGUUAAAAAGCUUGGGGUUUGUAUUGCAUUUGUCGGGACAAUUCUUCGUACAUACACUGAGGAUAAAAUUCUGGAUGUCGUGGAAAUCAUUAAGCAGUCAUCUGUCAAAGUCAUUCUGGCUUUUGUUCCAGAGGGUGACUUUUACCCUUUGAUGAAAGAGAUUGUGAAACAGAACAUUACAGGAAUUCAGUGGAUUGCCAGCGAGGCCUGGAUAACAGCAAGUCGACCCUCCACACCUGAAAUCUACCAAGCUUUUGGUGGAGCCCUAGGCUUUGUUGUGCAGAAGAUGGCUAUUCCAAAUCUAAAACAAUUCCUUACAGGCAUUAGCCCUUACACUGAUCCAAGUGCAGCUUUUGUGAGGGAUUUCUGGGAGAUUAUGGUGGGCUGUCGACCUGUUUUACCUGGGGAAGACACAGGUACUGAAGCAACGACUGAAAAAUGCACAGGCUAUGAGACAUUAAUGAAUUCCCGGGAUAUGUUCUUCAAUGUCACACAUCUCAGAGUGUCCUAUAAUGUGUAUAAGGCAGUGUAUGCCAUUGCGCAUGCCCUACAUCAGUUGGUAUUCUGCAAACCAGUCGGAGAAAAAACAGUGAGGUCAUGUUUGAAUACGUCAGAAAUUCAGCCAAAAGAGGUCACUGAUCAACUUCACAGGGUGAAUUUUAGGAAUCAGUUUGGAGAUGAUGUGUUUUUUGAUGUCAAUGGUGACCCUCCUGCUUCUUAUGACAUUAUUAACUGGCAGCUGAUUGAUGGGCAGGUGCAACAUGUCACACUGGGUCAUUUUUCCUCUGCUGCUAACAGUGAGUAUAAGCUCAGCAUCCGGGAGGAAGAAAUUGUGUGGAGGACAGGGAGUAUGGUUCCGACGUCGGUGUGCUCAAAUGUUUGCCCAGCAGGAACCAGGAAAGCUCAAAUAAAGGGAAAACCCACCUGCUGUUUUGACUGUAUCCCAUGUGCUGAUGGAACUAUAGCCAACUCAACAGGUGCAGCCGACUGCACACCAUGUACACAGGAAUACUGGUCCAAUGAGAGGAAAGAUGAGUGCAUUCCUAAAACAAUUGAGUUCCUGACAUAUCACGAGCCGAUGGGAAUAACUAUCACAGUUGUAUCCCUGCUUGGGGCCUCCCUGUCUCUGGCCACAAUGAUGGUCUUUAUCCGCUUCAGACAGACUCCUGUGGUAAAGGCCAGCAACACUGAGCUGAGCUGUUUCCUGUUGUUUGCUCUUUUUUUGUGUUUUCUCUGCCCCCUCACUUUCAUCGGCAGACCUACAGUCUGGACAUGCAUGCUGCGCCACACAGCUUUUGGUGUGACAUUUGCACUUUGUAUUUCCUGUGUCUUGGGAAAAACUAUUGUUGUUGUUACAGCUUUCAAAACCACAUUUCCUGGCAGCAAAUUUGCAGGAAAGUUUGGUCUUGCACAGCAAAGGAUCAUAGUUUUCUCCUGCACUUUGAUUCAGAUAGUAACAUGUGUGUUGUGGCUCAAGUUAAACCCACCUUUCCCAGACAUGGUUUUCAGAUACAGCAAUAAGAAGAUUGUUUUAGAAUGUAACACGGGCUCUGAUGUUGCUUUCUAUGCAGUGUUUGGGUACAUAGGGAUCCUUGCAAUAAUAUGUUUGGUCCUGGCAUUUCUAGCAAGAAAGUUGCCCGAUAACUUUAAUGAAGCCAAAUUUAUCACUUUCAGCAUGCUAAUAUUCUGUGCGGUCUGGAUCACCUUUAUCCCAGCGUACGUCAGCUCUCCUGGGAAGUUCACUGUAGCUGUGGAAAUAUUUGCAAUUUUAUCUUCAGCAUUUGGCUUAUUAAUUAGCAUUUUUGCACCUAAAUGUUACAUAAUAUUGAUCAAGCCAGAGAAAAAUAUCAAGAAACAUGUCAUGGGAAAAAAUAUGAACCAUAAUCUAUGA
Messenger RNA from Cottoperca gobio, 2490 nucleotides. RefSeq names its product extracellular calcium-sensing receptor-like. Gene Ontology annotation, molecular function: G protein-coupled receptor activity. Gene Ontology annotation, biological process: G protein-coupled receptor signaling pathway. Lineage: Eukaryota; Metazoa; Chordata; Actinopteri; Perciformes; Bovichtidae. The record is from RefSeq and is a predicted model, not a curated record. Gene Ontology annotation, cellular component: plasma membrane.